Messenger RNA from Naumovozyma castellii, 705 nucleotides. It is a transcript of the gene RHO3, whose product is annotated as Rho family GTPase RHO3. NCBI's taxonomy places the organism in Eukaryota, Fungi, Ascomycota, Saccharomycetes, Saccharomycetales, Saccharomycetaceae. The transcript has a single exon. The record is from RefSeq and is a predicted model, not a curated record. The coding region runs from base 1 to 705 and encodes 234 amino acids.
AUGGCCUUCCUUUGCGGUUCUUCGUCGACUUCCAGCAAGGCAAUUGAAAGGAAGAUCGUUAUCUUAGGUGAUGGUGCCUGUGGUAAGACUUCCCUAUUGAAUGUUUUCACAAGAGGUUAUUUCCCAGAAGUUUACGAACCCACAGUUUUUGAAAAUUACAUUCAUGAUAUCUUCGUGGAUAAUAAGCAUAUCACUUUAUCGCUAUGGGAUACUGCAGGUCAGGAAGAAUUCGAUAGACUACGUUCACUUUCAUAUUCCGAUACGCAUACUAUAAUGUUAUGUUUCAGCAUAGACUCUCGUGAUUCAUUGGCUAAUGUACAACAUAAAUGGGUAGGUGAAAUCGCUGACCAUUGUGAAGGUGUCAAGUUGGUCCUUGUCGCCUUGAAAUGUGAUCUAAGGAAUAAUGAUAAUGAAAGAAGUGCCAUUACGCCGGGCGUCAUUAAACAACAAUCACAAACGGACAGCGUUAAUGACUUGCAACAACAAGAAUAUCAAAGAAAUAAUGGUAAUAAUCUAAUAAGCUAUGAAGAAGGUCUUGCCAUGGCAAAAAAAGUGGGUGCCUUACGUUAUUUAGAAUGUAGCGCUAAAUUAAAUAAAGGUGUUAAUGAAGCCUUUACGGAAGCAGCAAGAGUAGCAUUAACUGCUGGCCCACAAGUGGCGGAUAAUACCAAUGAAGACAGUGGAAGUGGAUGUAUUUUAAUGUAG